AUGUCGCAAAUCUUCGAAGACGGAUCGACCGAAGAGAGAGGCGAGAAUGCACGUCUUAGGCAAGUCUCUGCCUUUGUCGGCGCUAUUGCGAUUGGCGAUCUCGUAAAAUCGACCCUGGGACCCAAGGGUCAGGACAAGAUUCUCCAAAGCGGUUCGACCGGCGAGAUCAUGGUGACGAACGACGGCGCAACGAUCCUCAAAAGCGUAGCUCUCGACAACGCAGCAGCGAAGGUUCUGGUGAACAUCUCAAAAGUACAAGAUGAUGAAGUAGGAGACGGAACGACGAGUGUCGCAGUCCUUGCAGCAGAACUUUUGCGCGAGGCGGAGCAGCUGGUAAAUCAGAAGAUCCACCCACAGACGAUCAUCGAGGGCUUCCGGAUAGCAAGCGCAGCGGCUCUGAAAGCAUUAGAAGAGACGGCGACGGAUCACAGCGCGAACCCAGAUGCGUUCAGGAAAGAUCUGAUCUCUAUUGCGAGGACAACGCUCAGCUCCAAGGUCCUGAGCCAGGACCGAGACCACUUCUCGACGCUUGCGACCGACGCCGUGCUGCGUAUGAAGGGAUCCACGGACCUCACUCACAUUCAGAUCAUCAAGAAGGCGGGCGGUAAGCUUUCCGAUUCAUACCUCGACCCUGGAUUCAUUCUGGACAAAAAGUUUGGCGUCAACCAACCUAAGCGAGUGGAAAAUGCGAAAAUCCUGGUUGCCAACACAUCGAUGGAUACCGACAAGGUCAAGAUCUUUGGUGCGAGAGUGAAGGUUGAGAGCACGGGCAAGUUGGCUGAGCUGGAGAAGGCUGAGAGGGAGAAGAUGAAGUCAAAGGUGGAGAAGAUUAAGGCGCAUGGUAUCAACUGCUUCGUCAACAGGCAGUUGAUCUACAACUGGCCCGAGCAACUCUUCUCCGACGCGGGCAUUGCUUCGAUCGAGCACGCCGACUUCGAUGGUGUGGAGAGACUGGCGCUUGUCACUGGCGCUGAAAUUACCAGCACAUUCGACCAUCCAGAGCACGUCAAGCUUGGCCACUGCGAUCUGAUCGAGGAAGUCAUCAUCGGCGAGGACAAUCUCAUCCGCUUCUCAGGGGUAGCAGCUGGACGUGCAUGCACCAUCGUGCUGCGAGGAUCGUCAGAGCAGCUUCUCGACGAGGCCGAGCGCAGUCUACACGACGCACUUGCUGUCCUCUCACAGACUGUCAAGUCACCGAAGACGACACUAGGAGGCGGUUGUGCGGAGAUGGUCAUGGCAAAGGCUGUCGACCAGGCAGCCCAGAACGUCGCAGGAAAGAAGGCGCUGGCUGUGGAUAGCUUCGCCAAGGCACUUCGACAACUGCCCACCAUUCUCGCCGACAACGCAGGUCUUGAUUCGGCAGACCUCGUAGCCAGAUUACGAAAGGCUGUCUAUUCUGGCAUGUCAUCGAGCGGUCUGGAUCUGAUGCGACCGGGUGGUGGCAUUGCAGACAUGCGCGAGCUGGGAGUGAUUGAGAGCUACAAGUUGAAGCGUGCGGUGGUAUCGAGUGCUAGCGAAGCCGCUGAGCUUCUGCUAAGAGUCGACAACAUCAUUCGCGCGGCGCCACGAAAGCGGGAGCGGAUGUAA
Zasmidium cellare ATCC 36951 is the source of this 1587-nucleotide messenger RNA. RefSeq lists its product as uncharacterized. Gene Ontology annotation, cellular component: cytosol; chaperonin-containing T-complex. Gene Ontology annotation, biological process: protein folding. The coding region runs from base 1 to 1587 and encodes 528 amino acids. Gene Ontology annotation, molecular function: ATP binding; ATP-dependent protein folding chaperone; ATP hydrolysis activity. The record is from RefSeq and is a predicted model, not a curated record. The transcript has 4 exons. NCBI's taxonomy places the organism in Eukaryota, Fungi, Ascomycota, Dothideomycetes, Mycosphaerellales, Mycosphaerellaceae.